Molecule: messenger RNA, 819 nt
Organism: Pistacia vera
Lineage: Eukaryota; Viridiplantae; Streptophyta; Magnoliopsida; Sapindales; Anacardiaceae
Product: NAC domain-containing protein 72-like
Exons: 3
Coding region: 1-819 (272 amino acids)
Biological process (GO): regulation of DNA-templated transcription
Molecular function (GO): DNA binding
Source: RefSeq, a predicted model, not a curated record
AUGAUACCAACUGGGUUCAGAUUCAAUCCCACCGAUGAAGAGCUCAUCGAAAUUCUUCAAAGAAAAGUCUCUGGCCAAGAAAUGUCUCUCCAUGACCAUUUCAUUGUUGAAAGAAAUGUGUAUGAGCUUGAUCCCCAAGAUCUUGAAUGGGAUCACAAGGUGGUGUUAUCUAAUAACGAGAGUUACUGCUACUACAUGAGGGAGACUGAUUCCAGAGAAGUCUCUGGUCGAGGAUGGUGGAGAGCCACCGGGCAUGUGAAGAAAAUUUAUGCUAACAACCGAGUGGUGGGCUACAAGAGACCCCUAACAUUUCUCAGGUUUACAGAUAAUGAAAGAAAGCGCAAGAAUGCCUUCAAGACUAAUUGGAUUAUGCAUGAAUAUAGCCUUGAUUCCAACACAACGGAAUGGCGGCUUUGCAAGAUCAAAUACAAAGGAAAGACAAGUGUAAAAGAAGAGCUGGAGAAUAUCAGAAAAGGUUACAGAUUAAGUAAUGAAUUUGAGGGCAGCAGUUCAAUAAUGGUGAUGCAGCUUGAUUUUGUUGGUGAAGAACAGAAGCAACCGCAACUUUUAGAGCUAGAAAAUUUGUGUGAACCAUAUUCAGAAGUUAGCAGUUCAACUGGAAUGCAGAUCGAUUUCAUUGGUGAACCUUUUUAUUGUAGGCAAAACAUGGAAAUCGAAGUGGUGGAUGAACAACAAAAGCAGUCAAAUGCUUCCUAUGAUCCAAUUUUAACCCACAUUUCGAGUACAAAUUAUUACUUUGAUGAUCCCCUCGAGCAGCCGGAUUCAUCAGAGGAAAUAUUUCCUAGUCUUUGGACUUAG